Messenger RNA from Racocetra fulgida, 741 nucleotides. NCBI's taxonomy places the organism in Eukaryota, Fungi, Glomeromycota, Glomeromycetes, Diversisporales, Gigasporaceae. The record is from the annotation of a GenBank genome assembly.
AUGACACAAGAAGAUUUUGAUUCAACUGCUUCUGAAAGUUCUGACUAUAGUUUUGAACAAUCUUUAGAAAAUAGAAUAGAACUUAAGGAAGGUGAUUCCUAUACUUCUCAUGAUGCUUUUGUUAUAGCAGUUAAAACUUAUGCAAAACAGCAAGGUUUUAAGGUUCGUCUAGGAAAAUAUGAAAAAAAUGCAGCAGGAGAAAUUCGUAAAAGAACAAUAGUAUGCAGUCGAGAAGGUACUUCUGGUUCUAAGAGAUCAAUUCCAUUAGAAGUACAACAAAAAAUUAUGCUUCUUCGACGUGCUGGAUGUAAUAUUCCAACAAUUUGUGCAAUUUUAAAGGAAGAAUUUGAUGGUAUUAUUACAUGGAUGUAUAAUGAUUUAUAUAAUUUUAUAUAUCAACAAGAGGAAACAGAAGAAAAACGGGAGUUAGAUGCUAAUAAUUUUACUUUUUAUAAGUGUCUUGAUGAAUACGAAGAAGAUAACUUCAUGAAAAAAUGGGAACAAUUAAAGGCAGAUUAUCCUAAAGCGGUUAAAUAUUUACUAAAAAUGGACAAAAAUCUAAAACAGUCUAUGAAUAAUCUUAUGAAAGGAUAUAUGGAUGCAAUGACUUCUCUAACAGUUUUUUUAAAAGCUUUUGAAUCAGCAUUAGAACAAAGACAAGAAGCUGCUGAGUUUAUAAAGUAUCAAGAAAACAAUGAAAUUAUUAACUUAGUAACUUCGAGUCCAUAUGAAAAACAAUAA